This is a messenger RNA of Rosa chinensis, 636 nucleotides long. Its product is annotated as putative ripening-related protein 1. The transcript has a single exon. The record is from RefSeq and is a predicted model, not a curated record. The coding region runs from base 27 to 491 and encodes 154 amino acids. NCBI's taxonomy places the organism in Eukaryota, Viridiplantae, Streptophyta, Magnoliopsida, Rosales, Rosaceae.
AACAAUUAAGCAAGUGUUAGCAGAACAUGAAGUACCGCUUUUGUUCUUCAGGUGCUUUUCUCCUCAUCUUCAUCAUUCUUGUGACUAUCUGUUUGUGCAUUGAAGCUCGAACCUACAAUCCAAGUGGCAAAAUAGUUGGUAAAAUGCCUCCAAUGUCCGCGCAUACAAAAGCAACCUUGACGAUCAACAGCUUCGAGAAAGGUGGUGGGGGUGGUGGACCGUCCGAAUGUGACGGUAAAUAUCACUCCGAUAACACCCUGAUCGUGGCAUUGUCCACCAGGUGGUAUAACAAUGGGAAGAGGUGUUCAAACUACAUUACCAUAUAUGGUAAAGGAAAGAGCGUGAGAGCCAAGGUUGUUGAUGAAUGUGACUCAACAAGAGGAUGCGAUGAUGACAUCGUUGAUGCCUCUAAAGCUGUUUGGAAGGCCUUGGGAGUUAAGGAGAGCAGCAGCGACUGGGGUGAAAUGAAAAUAUUCUGGUCUGAUGCCUGAUCGAGUGACUGCCUCUAUAUUGUAAUAGACUUCCUCCCUGUUAUCGAAUAAAGAGUGAAGAUCGAAGGUUCAUAGUAACAACUAAUAAGUAAUAAAUAAGAGCAAUCUUCAGUAGCUACUCAUAUGCUGAAUUGCUGAUAUUGGA